AUGGAGGAAGAACUCAAUAAGCUCCGCAAGAAGCUCGAAGAAGCAGAAAAUCGUGCCGUUGAAGAGCAACGCCGACGUGAAGAAGAGCAACGCCGACGCGAAGAAGAGCAACGCCGACGCGAAGAAGAGCAACGCCGACGCGAAGAAGAGCAACGCCGACGCGAAGAAGAGCAACGCCGACGCGAAGAAGCAGAAAACGCCGCCAGGGCAUCGCAACCACUGACAAUUGGCCCAUACCUUAACGCCUGCCACUUGCUCAGUCUUGCCAUCCAAGUCCUCACCGACCGAUCUCUAACCACUCAAGGUGACACAACAAAUCCUGCCGGUCGUGUUUAUCCCCAACAUAUAGCCAAAUGGCACGAUUUUGCAGCAAAACAGGAGGAAAUAUGGGACCUACUCGAAAAUACUUCCUUCACAACGAAUGCUACAUUCCCGUCUAAUCAUCAGUUAGAUUACGUUCGAUCUUUGAUCGCUCCUAUCAGUAGCGAGCUGGGGCUUCGCUCAUUUGAGCGCGACACCGUCGAAAAUGCAGUACAAAAGCUGGUUGAUGCGGUGUUCCAGAACCCGCUGUUGCGGAAGCGCCUUGGCCUGCGCGGAACCGUAACGUUCGAGAGCCACACAAACCUCGGCCCGGCUGACGAGCAUCUUUCCGAACCUCUCGAGCGUAUGUCCCUUUCCACCGGCUCGGCAGGCGCGGCAUCUGCAACGAGUGAAGUCCGAAAACCGCGUCGCACGGCCAAGGCGAAGGGGAAGGGCAAUCGAGCAGACCAGUUUUGCAUAUAUAGGACAUCAGACGGUGCAAACAUCCCAACGAUGGCAAUCGAGUACAAAGCGCCGCACAAACUGAGUCAAGACGAGGUGGUCACAGGCCUGGCAUCCGAGAUUAGGCCGAAGCGAGACGUGAUUGGCCAACAUUGUGAAGGCUUCGUACUCGCGUCCAAAGCGCUUGCCGCCGCCGUGGUUACCCAGCUUUUCUCUUACAUGAUCGGCAAGGGCAUCCAGUACGGGUACGUCUGCACAGGGCAAACUUUUGUCUUCCUCCAUAUUCCGGAUGAUCCCGCCACGGUCCUUUACCACGUCUGCGUCCCGAACUUGGACGUCCUCGACGACGAUGAUAACAGGCUCCACCGUACAGCUGUCGCACAAGUCUUUGCCUUUGUCCUGCAGGCUCUACGUACUCCGCCGCCCCAACUAUCGUGGCACGACGCGACGGUCAGACUUGAAACAUGGGCUGUGGAGUACGAGGAUGUGCUUGCCAAAAUCCCGGCUUCCGUCCGUAAGGAUAAAGAAAAAGCCUCUCCUUAUAUCCCUCGCCGUUGGCAGGGCUUUCAGCGCUCGCCGAUUCGGACCCGCGCGUUCUGCCGGCAGUUACACACUCAGCACGUGUCUAACGAAGACGAGGACGACCAUGAUUUCAUGCCUUCCCCAACGCCGAGCCGGGUAUCUAAUCGCAAACAUGACGCUUCGGGCUCCGGCAGGCGUAGGGGAAAGAAUAGCGGAGGAGUGCAGUCCAGCAAAACAGACAAAGGAAUACAGGACAGGCAGUACUGCACCCAUCAAUGUCUCCUUGGGCUGGCAUCUGGGGGAUCAAUCGACAAAACCUGUCCGAACGCCAGUAGUCACGGGCUCAACCACAUGGACAGGACGGAGUUUUUAUGUCUGCUUCGAGCCCAGCUAGCCAAAGAUCGCGGGCCUGAUGCGGACUCUGCGCCACUCUACCUUUCAGGGUCUAUAGGCUCGCUCUUCAAGGUGCGGCUAUCCUCGCAUGGUUACACGCUUGUGGCGAAGGGCGUGGAAACGGCAAACCUCACAUUUCUGCAACACGAAAAGAAGGUUUAUGACCACCUUCGCCCAAUCCAGGGGAAGCACGUUCCUGUAUGCCUCGGACUAAUGCCUCUGGAACUCCCGCACUAUUGCGAUGGCGGUGUUUAUGAGUAUUUUCUGUUCCUCAGCUGGGCUGGCGACCCUUUGUCAAGAGUUGCCAGUAUCGAUAGAUCCGUUGCUGCUGCCUCGAUUUCCAAGGCAUUUGCCGAACUGCAUCGUCUCGGCGUCCUUCACGGCGAUGCUGAGGCGCGCAACAUCUUGUUAAGUGGCCAUCACCCUAUGGUUGUGGAUUUUGAAAGAGCGACUAUCCGCGAUCGUGCGCCGCUGGGCUCGAUCUCUGCUAAUACCAAGCUCAAAAGGAAGCUUGGGGCAUCCCACAAAAUGGAGAAGGACGAGUUUGCGAGAGAGUUUGCCGCUAUACAAGGCGUUUUGCAAGACGCAACAAAGUGA
Messenger RNA from Pyricularia pennisetigena, 2274 nucleotides. RefSeq lists its product as uncharacterized. The record is from RefSeq and is a predicted model, not a curated record. The coding region runs from base 1 to 2274 and encodes 757 amino acids. The transcript has a single exon. Lineage: Eukaryota; Fungi; Ascomycota; Sordariomycetes; Magnaporthales; Pyriculariaceae.